This is a messenger RNA of Sphaerodactylus townsendi, 4978 nucleotides long. RefSeq names its product KIAA0586 ortholog. NCBI's taxonomy places the organism in Eukaryota, Metazoa, Chordata, Lepidosauria, Squamata, Sphaerodactylidae. The record is from RefSeq and is a predicted model, not a curated record. The transcript has 35 exons. Bases 236 to 4978 code for a protein of 1580 amino acids. Gene Ontology annotation, cellular component: ciliary basal body; centriole. Gene Ontology annotation, biological process: smoothened signaling pathway.
GAAGAGGUUGGGCCUAACUUGUCAGUUUGGAAAUGGCGGGAGUUCCUCCUGCAGGUGCUGCUGUUGCCAUGCCAACGAGGACUUCCGCCGAGAGGUUGCUGGGCUGCGGCAGAGAGGGGCGGAUGUGAGGGGCUGCUUUGGGGCGGAGAAGGUGGAAGGGACCAGCAUCCCCCAUGCUUGAAGGGGGCUCUGUUGCCACAGAGGUGAGGUCUGAAAGGCGCUUCACAAACAGUUCAUGGAAGCAGAAGAGAAUUCUGACUUGAGCGAGGAGUCUUUGGCGAGUCUGACGGCCGGCGACGUGCUUAUUCGCUCCACCAGCUUCCACAUGAAACAAACACCUCUCCCCUGUCGGACAUCAGAGGGCGCUGACGGCAAACCUGCUGCCUGCGUUCAAGAACGGAUCCGAAUUUCGGUGAAGAAGCUCCGGGAGGUGUCCCCUCCCUGCCAUCCAGAAGAUUCCACUUUGACAGAUGACUAUUAUAUCCCACCCGCCUUACCGGCAAACAAACCUGAGUCUCAGAAGCCAACUGCUGCAGUUUCAAGAAGUACAGCCGCAGGUGCUGCGUGCAUGCAUUCGGGCAGAAAUUUGGAACUGCUACCCUCAGGUGAAAAAGAGGUUUCUUCGCAGAAAGCUCUUCCUACGACAGGAAAUGGAAACAAACAAAAAGCAACGGACAUUUUUAUUUCCCAGUAUGAAACUGGACAAAAGGAGGCUGUGAGAGCUGUAUUCAAGCAGAGAAUUCAGAACGUUCCCGUAUCUAAAGAGGUGAAGGUGCAGCUCCUUGAUAACCGCCACCCGAACCGGAAGGACACGCACGGCGAGGUGAAUUCGGCCACCACCAUCGCCGCAGCAACUGCAGCAGCCAUUGCUUCCACUGCUCCGCUUCUCAAAGUCCAGAGUGACUUGGAAGCCAAAGUGAACUCUGUUUCUGAAAUGCUAAGUAAGUUACAGGAAACGGACAAGCAGCUGCAGCGCGUCACCGAGCGGCAAGCCAGCUUGAAGGCCCAGCAGCCGGAGAGGCUGCCCUGUCAUCAGCGAGUUUGCGAGCUUGAAAAACACAUGACCCUCUUCAUGCAAAAGCAGAUGCGGCACCUUGAAACACUGCAGCAGCAGCAAAUGAAUAUCCAGUCCCAUUUAAUCAACUCGGCGCUGAACCCGGUUGGCUUUCAAGCUGUCCACGUCCCACCUCCCAAAAGAGCAGUGGCACCCGCAGUGAAUACAGGGAGGCCCUUCAGCAGCCCAACAUCACCUCAUCAGCGGGAUUUGUUCCCUACGAAUCCAUGGAACGUGCAAGCCUCUUCGCGGCCGCUUGGAAACCGCGCCGGUCGGAAGCAAAAGUCCCCCCUGAAGACACCCACCCCCCGCCGGUAUGCUCCUGUGCCAGUUUCUAAAGAUGCCAAAAUUUCCCACAAAGUGGCCAAGCGAGAGCAACCGAUGGGAGAGAAAGAAAACGUGCUGAAGGCGCCUUAUAAAGAGGCUCAAGGUGGAGGAAAAUUUCUGGAGCAGAUUCUGAACGCUCAAGGAUCCCCAUUCAGUCAGAGUGGAUCUCCUUGGAAGGAGCCACCCGCCAACAGGAAGAUGGCCUGGGAGUUGGAACGAGAAAGAUUGGGUGCCCCACAAGCCGAGCCCUUCCCUGCAUUAAAAAACCCAGUUCAAGAUUUCAAUCUGGUCGAGAGAACAACGAAGAGAGCGGACGAUGUGCUCCGGGAUCUGGGCCAAUUGAGGAGAGAAAUGCAGGACAUUCUGCAGGAAGCGAAGGAAUGGAAAUCGGACAUGAACGGUUUAAUGAAGCAGAAAGACCAGAUUCUCCUGAGACCUCCCGAAGCCCAGACCCUUCCCAAGCCACUCAUUCUCCAGACAGACGGAGCCCCCAAGUCUAUGCUGAAGGACGCCGAAAGAAUCCUGCGACUGGUGCGCAAGAAUAAGAAGGUUCUCGAGGAAAACCUGGAAGCCAUUGUACGGGCCAAAGAUGGUGAUGCCCUGAACUCGUUCAUCGAUACUUUGACUGCAAACAGAGAUGUAUUGGAGGAGAUACGGAUCAGGAAAACUGUGGACGAAUGGAUUAAAGCAAUCAGCUUGGAAAUCCAGGAUGAAAUGGCCAGGAAGGCCUGGGAGGAGGACAGACUGGACGAUGAACGUAGGAAGCGACUUGGUCUCAAGGCCAAGCAGACCGUCAGGCCCACAAAGACUGGCAGAGAAGAGAAAUCGGAAUCUCAGUAUCCCCAAGGAAGGACAGUCCGAAGGCCCUUACCUGCUGCAAGGGCUGCGCAGAAGCCGGCACGUAAUCCAGUGCGAGGCGGUACCAGGAAGGUGCGGCAGGUGCUGCGCAAGUGCCAUGGGCACCAUGUUAGAAGUCCUCUGAAGUGCUUCCGAGCGGCUGUUGAUCAAAAGCGGCGGGUAUCUCUCUCCAGAUCACGAGGAGGCAGCUGUACCAGGGAGCCACAGGACGGCUGCAGCAAGUCGCCGUAUCUCAGGAUCAACUCUCCACCUCCCAAACUGAAGCCUCCAAGACCCAAAUUAAUCCCGAAAGCGUUAAGUGGUACCAAAAUAAAAUCCUCAAGGACGCAGACGGCUCCCUGCGAACGCGCCGGAGCCACCAGUCCGAAGAAGUCACGCCCGCGCUCUGCUCCUUGCCGGGAGCCGCAGUAUCUCUUCAGCCCCAUCAGAGAGGCCCUCGAUGUGGCGGGUCCUCUGGAAGGCCAUCUCAUUCCAAUGGCUGUUCCAUUAGGUCAGAAACAAAUCAACAGUAUCUUCCCUGAACCCGCCGGGAUAAUCAUAGGCAAAUUCCACCCGGUUACCGUGACAGCCUCCGUCCCUCCUGCUCCCGCAAAGCAGCAGCCGAGCGUCCAGAAGCCGAACAUUGCAGUAAUAGAGAUGAGAUCAGAGAAAAAAGAUCCUCCUCAGCUCUCAGUGCAGGUGCUCCCAAGCGUUGACAUCGACAGCGUUUCAAGCGACAGCCCGAGUGGAAACCAGGCUCCUUCUGGGCUCUUUCCUACUCAAGCAGCGAUGCAGAGCACUCCCGAAGACAGCUGGCACCACGGAGAGGACUCGAAGCUUCCCGGCACUGACUUGGGUGACUUUGUUGAUCUCACUCAGGAUGAAGCGGACGGUGGUGAGGAUGACGACGGGAGCCCGGAAUUCAUGGGACCGGUCCUCGAGUUCAACCGGCGAGAGGAAACCAGGUCUCCGCAAUAUAGCGGCCUGCCAUUUCCACCAGUUGCUCCUCCCCAGCCCUCAGCCGACAUUCUAGAGGAGAUCAUCGAAAAACGGGAGACCCUCGAAAACAAGCUGAUCGGCUGGGUGGAGCAAGAGGUGAUGGCCCGGGUCAUCGGUGGGAUGUUCCCAGCCCAGAAGGAGGCGGUGCCCAACUUAAGCUCUUCGGAGAGUGAAGAGAGCCGGGCUGUAUCUUCAGACAUUGUGGAAGCGGCAGGCCCGGGAGGGUUUCAGCUGUUUGUCAGCGCCGGCGUCCCCGUCAAUUCGGAUAUGAUCAGGCAGUUUGUGAGUGACGCUCUCGCCGAGACGGUUGCAGUCAUGCUGGGGGACAGAGACAGCCAGAAACCGGCUUCCGCUGCGGGCGCAUCUUUGAGCGUGGCUCUCCUGCCUGCCAAGGACCUUGUGCUAGCAACUCCACUUGGCACCCCUGAAGUCACACCGCCUCCCACGCCACCGCCUCUACGGGAACCAUCGCCGGUGAGAACUCCAGAACCUUCUCCCCCCACUACAGAAAUCGACAGCAAGGUUGGCGGACGGCAGCCAGUGGCGGCAGCAGAACCAGAGGCGGCAUCUAUCAGCCCAGUUCACACGCCUGUCGCUACCCCAGUGGCGACUCCGCCUGGAGUGGUCACGCCAAGCCCUCCCUUGUCUGAGCGCAUCCCCAACAGAGAAGUGACGGGGAUCCGCCAGCUGCCAAAUGCGUGGGGGGAUGCCGAGCUGCCUUUGGAGGAAGAGAAGCCCAGCCCGCUGAGCGAAGAAGGGGGCUACCGCCCCAGAGCAGUCAUAAUGUCCGUGGCUAAAGAUGAGGAGCCAGAGAAUUUGGUGCUGCUGCCUUUUCCGGAGCCCGUUCGGCCCCCUGAGCCGCUUCUUCAGGAACCCCCGAUUCCAUCCUCUCCAGGACGUUCUCUUAGUUCGGGCUCGUCCCCGGAGGAGAGCAGUCUGUCUGUCACGGAGACGGAGACGGCGGACAGACCGAUCUCAGAAGGAGAAGUCCUCUUUAGCUAUGGCCAGAUGGUAGCCAUGAGAGGGUUAGCAGAGGAAGGGCUCUCUCUGCCGAACCUCAGCGACAGCAUGGCCAGCACACUUCAUGACGCCCAUGAAAUGGAUUACGAUCCUCCCAGCGAAGGGCAGGUGCUACUCAGACCCCAUAAAGGAUAUCACCGAGAUCCAGUCCUUUCCCUCUUGUCAAAACACCAAGCGCCGCUGGCUUCCCAAGAAGACGUCUGUCAUUCCGAGGACACCGACCACAGUGCCGGGGAACUUAGCGAGGGCCAGAGGCCACGGCUGAGCAGAGCUGCAGAGAGUAUCCUGAUGGGACGUUCUGUUUACAUGAAUCGGCCUUCUGAGCCGCCGCUUCGGCAGGCACCUUCGCUGGGUCGGUUCAACAGAGCUGCAGGUGAAGCUCUUGGAGACACCGAUGCCACCCGUGGGCCGAUGAGCGUGGCUGAGUUAGAGCACCCCACUCCUUCCACCGCGGAACCAGAUAGCAGGCUGGAGGCUCAACUGGACGAAGUGUCCCAGCAAAGCCAGCAUGCACCGCUGAACGUGGCACCGGCGCAACCCAGAGUGAUCCAAGUGAGAGCACGCUCUGAAAUGGCACAACGGGCAGACUUCCAGAGUGAUGCAGAUAGGACGCACGUUGAGCCUGACAGCUACCUGCUUGCAGAGAAGGGAAACGUGCCCCAGUUAAGUUCCCUUCCUGCACUAGCCAAGAUGUCCGUGACGGUAAAAGCCGCAUCGGCAGGCCUUGAGCAUUCCCUUUAA